Messenger RNA from Neopelma chrysocephalum (saffron-crested tyrant-manakin), 1763 nucleotides. RefSeq names its product succinate dehydrogenase complex assembly factor 3 (gene SDHAF3). Gene Ontology annotation, cellular component: mitochondrial intermembrane space; mitochondrion. The record is from RefSeq and is a predicted model, not a curated record. The transcript is spliced from 3 exons. NCBI's taxonomy places the organism in Eukaryota, Metazoa, Chordata, Aves, Passeriformes, Pipridae. Bases 20 to 391 code for a protein of 123 amino acids. Gene Ontology annotation, biological process: succinate metabolic process; mitochondrial respiratory chain complex II assembly.
CGCUGCCGCCGCCAUCGCCAUGGCCGCGCCGGGCGCCGCGCGGCGCCUCUACCGCCGCAUCCUGCAGCUGCACCGGGCGCUGCCGCCCGCCCUGCGGGACCUGGGCGACCGCUACGUCAAGGAGGAGUUCCGUAGGCACAGGGCGGCCGGGCCCGCCGAGGCCCAGCGCUUCCUGCGGGAAUGGGAGAACUAUGCAGCAUUGAUACAGCAACAAAUCGAUGAGGACAAACAAAACUUGAGAGAAAAGACUGUAUAUGGACUCCAGCUCACAGAAGAAAAACUUAAUGACUUCCGUGAUGAACAGAUUGGGCAGCUGAAGGAACUGAUGGACGAGGCUACCAAACCUAAUAAAAAAAUCACCAUUUCUGAAGACUCAAAAUACAAAAACUAAAAGAUUUUGAAAAUUGUUUUAUUACAUAUGGAAGCAUUUUGAAACUUCCUUUUCCCAUUGGAGUUGAAUGUGGUUUCUGUGAAAUAAUGGGCGCUGCUGAUGCCAUAACUUCUCUGGCUAUUUGGCUUUUUGUGCAAGAAUAAAUAUAAAAUGGAAUAAUCACAACACUUCUGUUUUAAUUGCAGUAUUUUUUCUCCUUUAUUUUUUUCUCCUAAUGGAAGGUGAAGACUGAAAGAUUUCAGUAAAAGUAAAGUGACAUUUUUAAAAUAUAAAGUUGUUAGUUUUGUUUUGUUUUGUUUUUUUAAUUUUGGCACCUGUAGGACAAAACAUCUUCCUCUUUGUGUAUCAUCCUCUUCCUUAAUGGAAAAGAUGCAGUUAUCAUUUAUUUUCUGCCUUGGGUUCAGUAGACAAAGCUAAACUAAUAGCAGAGGGAAGGUUGAAUUUCUCAGCAGACUGAUUUACUCCAAGUACGACCACGGAGGAUCGAUGUACCUUUGAUGUAGGGUGAAAGCUGAAACACUUUAAAAACCAGCUCACAUUCUAGGGCAGAAGAUGUCUCUAAUGCUGUCCUGCUUAACUGUUGAUUUUCACACCUCUUGGAGAGGGUUUCAAGGUAAAUGCUUCCUGCUGGAGGGUGUAGAUGCAGCAGUAGAGGUUUUGCAGGGCUUGUUUGGUGAACAAACUGCCUGAGCCACCUCCUGCUGCACCAUGUCCUGGUGCGGGACCAGGCUUGGUGUGCCAGUAUUUGAGACCUUUACACUGAGCAAUGGUGAUGCAGAGAGGUCUUCCCCACUGAACCGCAUCAGGAAUUUUACUGCCAAGAUUGGCACAAAUCAAAUGGUUGGUGUUAGAAGUGAUAACAUUUGCAGCUGUAAAUGGUCUGCUCUUGUUCACGGAGGUUACGUAUCUGAUGCAAAACCACUGGCUUUGGUAGGAACUUUUUCAGCGGUUUCAGUGUCCACAGCUCUGCUCUGGGAACAGCCUUGACAGUGCUGAGUCCUUCCAGCUUUUCCAGUGGUUUCUGUCUGCCAAUUACAGCACAUGAAGAUCACAAAAUUUAAUUUCAUUUGGAUGCAGCCAUUACAUAAGUAUAAUACAAAGUAUUUUCUGUUCAAUGAAAUUGAGAGCGAUAAGUCAGUGUGUAAAUUCAGUGUAUAAAUGACUAAGAACUGAAUGGUUUUGCCACUUGUAGCAGUGUGUUAUGAGUAAAUGUCAGGUGUUUCAACUAGCUCAUUUACGUGGUGUAUGAUCCUGCACAACCGAUACGUGUGGCUGGGGAGUUCAGUGUUUAACUGCUCUCUAACAAUUUCAAAGCUAGAACUUGAGACUAUAUAACAAGUAUCUUCAUUUAAUAAAAUGACCUUUAGUUACC